AUGCCUUUCGAAGCGGCCUUGAGACCUAAAGGUCAUCACGAGUAUACCGUGGGGUGGAUUUGCGCUCUACCAAAAGAGCAGACUGCAGCUAUCGCCAUGCUAGAUCACAGGCAUGCAGACUUUCAGAAACCACUGAAUGAUCCUAACAACUAUACGUUGGGGUCAAUAAAUGGCCAUGGUAUUGUCAUAGCCUGUCUACCCAAAGGUAUAACAGGAACAACUUCAGCAGCGACUGUUGCAGCCUGGAUGGUUAACAGUUUUCCAUCCAUCAAGGUCGGUCUUUUAGUCGGUAUUGGUGGCGGCGUUCCGCCAAAAGUGAGACUUGGUGAUGUCGUUGUCAGUACACCUAUUGGCCGGUUCCCUGGUGUAGUUCAAUGGGACUUUGGCAAGGCAAAAGAAGGUGGCAAAUUUGAACGAACUGGCUCGUUGAAUAAUCCUCCAACGCCGCUAUUGACAGCCCUGACGAGAUUGGAAACAGAGCAUGAGUUGAAUGGAUCCAAGAUACCAGAGUAUCUAGACCAACUUAAGGAGAGGUGGCCACGCCUAGCAUCAAAAUACUUGAGGUCCGAUCAUCAUGAAGAUCUCUUAUUUAGAUCAGAUUAUCAACAUGUCAGUGAGAACACAAAUUACACAAAUUUCUCUGGCCUCGAAGACAGUACGGAGGAAGGAAAUUGCGAAUUCUGCGACAGAAGUCAACUUAUCAAAAAGAAGCCCAGAGAUAUACGCGUGCAUUAUGGCUUAAUUGCAUCUGGUAACCAAGCUAUUAAAGACGCGACCCUCAGAAACAAAUUAAAUAAAGAUCUUAACAGUCAAGUCCUUUGCAUCGAAAUGGAAGCGGCGGGACUAAUGAACAACUUCCCUUGCAUCAUCAUCCGAGGCAUCUGCGAUUAUGCUGACUCACAUAAGAACAAUGCCUGGCAGGAGCAUGCUGCAGCUGUGGCUGCAGCUUUUGCAAAAGAGCUUCUAGGCUAUAUACAAACAUCUGAAAUCGAAAGACAUUGGGUGGCUGGACGCAACCAAACUUUAUUCUGUCCAGGUAUGCCUGGAGCGGGGAAAACCAUCUUAACAUCAAUCGUGGUUGAUUAUCUUGUUUCGAAAUUUCGCCACGGGGAUGUCGGCAUCGCAUAUAUCUACUGCAACUUCCAUCGGCACCAUGAACAGAGCACUGGCGAUUUACUAGCGAGCAUACUAAAACAGCUUGCCGAGACCCAGCCUUUACUUCCAGAAAGUGUUACAGAUCUCUAUAAUAGCCACCAAAGCAGGCGAACGCGGCCGUCGGUUGACGAACUGUACAAAACUCUUCAGUCCAUCAUAGCUUCAUAUUCAAGAGUCUUUAUCAUUAUUGAUGCCCUGGAUGAAUGCCAAACUUCGAACAAUAGCCGCAUCAAAUUCCUCUUUAAGCUCUUCGACAUUCAAGGUGAAAGCCACAUAAAUAUAUUCGCAACCUCGAGACCUAUUCCGGAGGUUCAGGAGAAAUUCAAAGAAAGUGCAGUGAUCGAGGUCCGUGCUCACACCGACGACGUGAAAAAUUCUUUAGAAAGUCAAAUAUCGCAAUCAGAUUCGGAAUUUUUGAACAUUUGCCGGGAAGAUAUUAAAACGAAGAUCACAGAGGCGGCUGAGGGGAUGUUCCUUCUCGCGCAGCUUUACUUUAAUAUCAUUAAAGAUAAAAGAACGCAAAAGAAGAUAAAAGAUACAUUGAAAGAAUUGCCUAUCGGACGUAAUACAUACGAUUAUACUUAUGAGGAAGCGAUGAAACGGAUAAUAAGCCAAGCCCCAGACACUACCGAGCUAGCCCGGGUGGUUCUCUCAUGGAUAGUCUGCGCCAAAAGGCCUCUUAAAGCGUUAGAACUUCAACAUGCGCUUGCUGUCGAGCCCAAAAAGUACCGCAUUGAUGAAGAGAAUCUUUUACCGAUUGGAGAUAUGGCCUCUAUUUGCGCCGGGCUAGUAACAAUCGAGGGAAACAGCGGCACAGUUCGUCUAAUUCACUAUACUACGCAUGAAUACCUUGAACGGACAAUGGAACGAUGGCUCCCAGAUGCAGAAUCUGUAAUUACGACUAUAUGCACAACGUAUCUGUUAUUGGACGACUUUAAAACCGGGCCUUGCAAACCGUGUGGCGAGUACUCCCAUAAUGGAAUUGCCUACAAAACAGACUGCAAAUAUCAGAAGCGAUUGCAAUCUUUUCCUUUCUAUAACUAUGCUGCAAAUCACUGGGGACACCAUGCACGUGGAUGUUCGAAAUUAGAUGAGGAAGUUAUCAACUUCUUGAAGCGCAAAUCAAACGUGGAGGCAUCAGCUCAAGUACUGCUUGGGGAACCAACAUAUGACUCUUGCUCUAACUUUCCACGAGAAGUGACCGGGCUACACUUGGCAUCAUAUUUCGGGGCUGUUGAAGCCGUAAAUUGUAUGUUACCAUACGAGGAACGGGUUGAUCCUGAUUCCAAGGAUGAAUAUCGCAGAUCAGCGCUUUCGUAUGCCGUUGAGCAUGGACAUGAAAGUAUUGUCAAGCUUUUACUUUCAACCGGCAGAGUUGAUCCUGGUUCCAGGGAUAAAUACGGUAAACAGCCACUUUUAUAUGCUGCUAUAAAGGGUUAUGAAGGCAUUGUCAAGCUGUUG
Molecule: messenger RNA, 2616 nt
Organism: Trichoderma harzianum CBS 226.95
Lineage: Eukaryota; Fungi; Ascomycota; Sordariomycetes; Hypocreales; Hypocreaceae
Exons: 4
Biological process (GO): nucleoside metabolic process
Molecular function (GO): protein binding; catalytic activity
Source: RefSeq, a predicted model, not a curated record